Sitophilus oryzae (rice weevil) is the source of this 2027-nucleotide messenger RNA. RefSeq names its product esterase B1-like. The coding region runs from base 223 to 1923 and encodes 566 amino acids. The record is from RefSeq and is a predicted model, not a curated record. The transcript is spliced from 7 exons. NCBI's taxonomy places the organism in Eukaryota, Metazoa, Arthropoda, Insecta, Coleoptera, Curculionidae.
UUAAUCCUAAAAUUUUAAGAAUAAAUCGGAACAAUGGCAACGUGGUUGGCUUAACUUAAAUAUUCGCGCCUCAACGCAGUGAACUACCGUUUAAAAACUCAAAAAUAUCGCGGCCGGCAAGUAGGUAGUCAAGAUUAACUCGGGCGCAGGUUUGAAACGAAUAUUUUCGUACAAAACACGAAAAAUAAAAACGAAGGCGUUGUUGCCAGUAAAAAAAACAUAAUGAGUAACUUAAUUGUGGAAAUUGACCAGGGUAAACUAAAAGGGUGUGAAGCUAAGGAUUACCAUGGAGGGAAGUUUUUCAAGUUUUUGAAUAUACCAUACGCCAAAGCGCCGAUAGGAGAUCUAAGAUUUAAGGCUCCACAACCUCCUGACAGUUGGGAUAAUGUCAGAGAUGCCACCAAAGAGGGACCAGAGUGUCCUUCGGGAGAUAUGUACUUUACUUACUUCAUAGGCAAUGAAGACAAUUGUUUAAAUUUGAAUGUUUAUACCAAAGAAAUACCCAAAGAUGAUUCGUUAACGAAGAAACCCGUCAUGGUAUGGAUCCAUGGAGGAGCUUUUACUACCGGAUCUAACAAAUCAGACAUGUAUGGACCAGAUUAUUUAAUGACCCAAGAUAUAGUGUUAGUCACAAUAAAUUAUAGGUUAGGUAUUUUGGGUUUCUCCAGUUUCAAAGACAAAUCUCUGGAUGUCCCGGGCAAUGCAGGUCUGAAAGAUAUGAGGAUGGCCUUAAAAUGGGUCCAGAAUAAUAUAGAAAAAUUUGGUGGGAACAAGAACAACGUCACCUUAUUUGGUGAAAGCGCUGGUGCUGCUUCAGUACAUUAUUUGAUGCUAUCACCCACUACCAAAGGCCUCUUUCACAAAGCUAUAAUCCAAAGCGGCAGUGCACUCAACAACUGGUCAUGGGGUAAAAACAACUCUGCUGAGAUAGCCAAAGUUAUGAACUACAAAGAGACUGACGAAAAAACUAUUUUCGAAAAAUUAAAGAAGGAAAGUGCCAAAAGUAUUUACAAUGGCCAAAGAAACCACAAAGAAGAUUUUUUAGCUAGCAAAAUACGACCCUUUGGACCUGUAGUAGAACCCCCAUCUGAUCAUGCAAUUUUGACACAAAGUCCACAUGAGUUGAUGCAGAAUGAGGGUGCUCAUAAGAUUCCUGUAAUUAUAGGUUAUAAUUCUAAAGAGGGUAUUUUCUUUGAACUUGUACGAAGAACGUACCCUGACUUACAAUUUCCACAUGACCUAGAACACGAUAUACCUUUUGAAUUAGAGCUCCACAAUGAUAAAGAAAAAGCCAAAGAGGUAGCUGAAAAAAUGAAGAAACUGUAUUUUGGAGAUGAACAGUGUAGUGAAGAUACUAUAGAAAAAGUUUAUUUGUUAAAAGGAGAUGUUAACUUUGUCCAUUCCAUCCAAAGGACAAUAAAACUUCAAUUGAAACACUCAGACCAGCCUGUAUACACUUACAGGAUGUCCCUAAACGGUCCUUUGAACUACUUUCACCGCUUUGCCCUCUGUAAGAACUUCAAAAUGACCAUAUUCUUUACGUUCCUUAGCAAAGUGUCGCCCAUCAUGAGAAAUUACAUUUUGAACACUAUCAAAAACACACCCAAAAAAGAUUUAGAAGGGGUUGCACAUGCUGACGACUUAUUUCACUUAUUUUCUACAUUUUUCACACCCUCCAUUCAAAAAGGAAGUCAAGAAGACUUAUAUAUUCAGAGAUUCGUCAAGUUAUGGACGAAUUUCGCUAGGUAUGGUGAACCUACACCCCACGAUGACGAGACUUUGAAUUCAGUCAAAUGGAUACCCUCAUCGCUUGACAAUAUCCAGUUUUUGGAUAUAGGUCCUGAGUUGAGCCUUAUUGAAAACGUGGAUAAAGAAAGGAUACAGUUCUGGGAUCAGUUGUAUGAUGAGCAUUUAAAAGUUUAACCCUAAACUUAAAAAUAUGCUUAAUGUUACUAUUUUUUUAUGAAAAUGUUGUUAUAAUUCUUUGUUAAUAAAUAUUUUAAUAAAUAAAGUUCGAUACUUUUAAA